CACAAUCCAAUCCAAUCAGUGAGUGAGUAGAGUUUUAUCGCGACGGGCACGGCCUUCUGCGCGUUCCAUCAUCCGGUUUGGAGAUUGUUCAGACUCAGCAGUUGCAGAGGAAAAAAGUGGAUUGGAAAAAGAUAUAUUUUUCAUUGAAUGGAUAGUACUUAGAUUUGGUGAUUUGGUGGGGGAUUCGUCAGAUUUGAAUGGGGAAAUUUGUACGCCGUCAGCGUUGGGAGGAAGCUUAGAUUUCCCGAGAUUGCGAGUGCGAGUGAACCGUGCUGUGCCAUUUCCUGAGUUUGGCCUUAAGCUCUGUCUUCACGCUGUGUCGUGAAAGAAGCACAGUCAGUGUAGGUUUCUUAUGUGUGUGGGACGAAGACGACGACGAAGACGGUGAAGACUAUAUGUGCGAGGAGGCCACCGCUGUGUUUUUAUGGGAGUGUGAACACGAAGGUCUCCUCCAUUCGACGGUUCGCCGAGUGAGUAAUGGAUUUAUCAAUCGUGCCGUGAUAAGCCUGUUGCGAAAGAAAACAGAAAUAACGAGAGCGAGUGAUUCUUCUCAUAAAAACGAGUUCCGGAAAAAUAGAUCCUCCGAGAAGGGCGAGAGCGCAGUAGGCGAGUGUUUAAUCGUAAUAGGUAUCAGGAAGCUCGUUGGGAAAAAAGUGUUUAUCCGUUUCCAUGUAAAAACUGUGGUGAAAGUGGUGUCAAAUAUCCUGUCAAUCUACGGCCUGGCCUAGUGAGCGAGGGAAAACAAGUGACUGCGAGAGAAUACGCAAGCAAGCACGCACACACGUACGUACCCAUACAAACAACAACACCGGAAGUGUCCCGCUAGGCGAUUGUCCUCGCCACAGUGUCCAUCCGGUGUCGGUUUUUCCAUUCAUCGCGCGCAGCAAAACAACAACAAACAAUCCAACACACGCCAAAAUGGCGGAUCUCGAAGCGGUGCUGGCCGAUGUCAGCUACCUGAUGGCGAUGGAGAAAUCCAAGUGCAUGCCGGCGGCCCGCGCCAGCAAGAAGAUCGUCCUGCCGGAUCCAAGUGUUCGAAGCGUGAUGCACAAAUACCUGGAGAAGGAGAACGAGGUGAACUUCGACAAAAUCUUCAAUCAGGUGUUAGGAUACCUCCUAUUCAGAGACUUCUGCGACAACGUCUCAGACGAACCGGUGCCACAUUUAAAAUUCUACGAAGAGAUCAAAGCCUACGAAAAGACAGAAUGCCACGACGAGCGGCGGAAGCAAGCCAGGGACAUUUACGACAAUUUUAUUAUGAAAGAAAUGCUGUCGCACACACACGAAUACUCGAAGGAGGCGGUGGCGCACGUGCAAAAGUACCUCAUGAAGAACGAGGUUCCGGUGAAUCUGUUCGAGCCGUACAUCGAGGAAAUAUUCCACCACCUGCGGGGCGAACCGUUUCGGAAGUUUCUCGAAAGCGAUAAAUAUACCCGCUUUUGCCAGUGGAAAAACCUGGAGCUCAACAUUCAGCUGACGAUGAACGACUUCAGCGUGCACCGGAUCAUCGGUCGAGGCGGUUUCGGCGAGGUAUACGGCUGCCGGAAGGCCGACACCGGCAAGAUGUACGCCAUGAAGUGUCUAGACAAGAAGCGAAUCAAAAUGAAGCAGGGCGAAACGUUGGCGCUGAACGAGAGGACGAUGCUUUCGCUGGUCAGCACCGGGGUCGACUGCCCGUUCAUCGUGUGCAUGACGUAUGCAUUUCACACCCCCGACAAGCUGUGCUUCAUCCUGGAUCUGAUGAACGGAGGCGAUCUGCACUACCACCUCUCCCAGCAUGGCGUAUUUAAUGAGUCCGAUAUGAAGUUUUAUGCAGCGGAAGUCAUUCUCGGGCUGGAGCACAUGCACAAGCGGUUCAUCGUGUAUCGGGACUUGAAACCGGCCAACAUUCUACUGGACGAGAAUGGACACGUGAGGAUUUCCGAUCUGGGGUUGGCUUGUGAUUUUAGCAAAAAGAAACCGCACGCCUCGGUUGGGACACAUGGCUACAUGGCACCGGAAGUGCUCUCCAAGGGUACCCCGUACGAUUCCAGUGCCGAUUGGUUCAGUUUCGGGUGCAUGCUUUACAAACUGCUGAAGGGCCAUUCGCCCUUCCGGCAGCACAAAACCAAGGACAAACACGAAAUCGACCGGAUGACGUUGACGAUGAACGUCGAACUACCGGAAUCGUUUAGCAAAGAACUGAGAGACUUGCUGGAAGGACUGCUACAACGGGACAUAGACAAACGAUUAGGCUGUAAAGGGGGAGGGGCGGACGAGGUCAAAGCGCAUCCAUUCUUCACCGGUAUCGACUGGAAUCAGGUGUACUACCAGAAGUACACCCCACCUCUGAUACCGCCCCGGGGGGAAGUUAACGCCGCGGACGCCUUCGAUAUCGGUUCGUUCGACGAAGAGGACACCAAAGGUAUCAAACUGACUGAACAGGAUCAAGAGCUUUACAAGUACUUCCCGCUGACCAUCUCGGAAAGAUGGCAGCAGGAGGUGGCAGAAACAGUAUUCGAAACCGUCAACCUGGAGGCGGAUCGGGUGGAGCAAAAGCGAAAGGCGAAGCAGAAGCAGCGGUUCGACGCGGACGAGAAGGACUCGGACUGCAUACUGCACGGGUAUCUCAAGAAGUACAGCGGUUCGUUUGCGUCGGUGUGGCAGACGCGGUACGCAAAGCUUUAUCCAAAUAGGCUAGAACUACACACGGAAAGUAGCAGCACGAAGCCGGACCUGGUGUUUAUGGACCAGAUCGAGGAGAUCGCGCCGGACUACAUACAGUUCAAGAACGAACAGUGCAUACAGAUCAAGUUCCGAGAUGGCAUUCGGGACGGACGACUGAUACUGACGAUGGCGGACGAAAUCGGCCUCAAGGAGUGGUCUCUCUCGUUGCGCGGCGCCCACAAGGAAAGCCAGGAGCUGCUCGGGUCGAUGGCCAAGAAGGCCGGCAAAAUCUACGGCACCGAGCGGGACGCCUCCAAAGCAAACGUACUGAUCUCGUCGUCUACCACUUCCUAUUCCAACGCCAGUGCCACAACCAAUGCCGCCAGCGGUGGCCAACGGAAUGCCAACGGGUCGUCCAACUAGCGGUUACUGUUGCGAUCUCGGUCCUGUUUCAUAGAACCGAGUCGUCUGAAGGAACCUCUGCUGAAGAUGAAGUGCAAGGACACCUAAGCGGCGUCGUUUCGGUUUCUUCUUUCGGUUCUGUGUAGGCUUUUAGUUAGUCGUUUGUAUUUCGAAUUCGCUGUGGAGUAUUUAUGAAAGCAUUUUUCGUGUGUUUCUUCUAUUUUAACAAUUUGGUUGGGGCAACCUGGGGCGUAAGAAAAACGGGUUCAAUCGAAACGCAUUGGCUUAGAAAAAGUGCGAGGAAUGCGCGAGAGUGUGAGCAAGAGUGAUGAAAUUCUAAAGGAAGUCAUGAGAAAAUCGAAGCGAAAGGCAACUGUUUUUCGCUGACAGUGAUAUGAACAAAGUGUGAAGCAAACAGUGAAUAUUUUAAUCGGUAGGAGUUACAAUUAUACAAAAAACAAAAGCACACAUACAUACAGAUACAGCCAAUAGAAGCGAAGGGACACGGGUUGGCUGUCCGAGCAUUUUUCCGGGGCUGACUUUGGUGGUUUUGUUUUGUUUGGAAACGGAAGCAAAGCAGGCGGUGACGUUCCAGUGGAACGAAUUCAUGGCUUACUUUGUUUCCGAUUCCGCUGACGUCAAACGAUUGUUUUCGUUGUAAUUUAAUUGUUUUGAGUAUUAAUUUUGUUGAUAUUUAUGUUUGUAGUAACGAUGCAAAGUCAGUAUUGGACAGUCAAGCAACACAAAUUAUAGCAAAAAUAAUUCCUAGGGUUAGCGAAUAAAUGUGUCAAUUUAGUAUUGUACUUCUUUACAUCGGAAGAAGCAAAUCAUCAAAGUAAUAAAUAGCGGUGUUUAUACAACUGUGACAACCGGAGGAACUAGAAGGAAGAAAACAAUAAUAAUGAACAAAAAUUAACCUAAAAUUACUAGGGUACGAUAAGCGAAGGAAUGGCGCCCAGCUAUUUAUAGAUAUAUUGUGAAAAUAACAAAAAAAAAAGGAGAAUCAUUCUAGGCGUAACUAUCCUAAAAUAUUGAUAGAAUAAUCACAGCAGUCAUGUGACAUGUUGUUGAGUCGCGCGUCAUCCAUGUGACACAGUCAAAGAUAGUCGUUUUUUUCGGUUUCCUUUUUUGUUGUCGAUAGUUUUCCCUGUAGCAAUUUAGAGGGGGAAACAAUGUUCAACCAUUAAUGUCAAUCCAAGUUUUUCACCCGAAAUAGUACUAGUGAAUACAAAACAGAAUGGUAUGUGUUACUACUAGGGACUACUACUAUUGACUUCAACUAAAACUGUUGAAUAUAUUUGUAUAGCAAUCUUAGAAUCCCUGUGAGGAGAACACAAACAAUACUAAGCCUUUUAUAUGUCUGUCUGUAUGUGUGUGGAGUAUAUUAUAUUAAAAAGAAAUUAAGCGUAACUGUUUAGGAGAACCAAAACAACUGUUAAGCCAAAAAAUAACAAUCUCUAUGGUUAAAAAUAAUAAUGAGUAUCAACUGAUUUUCCAUCUCGUUGAAUUUCCUCAAUCAUUAGGUAAUCAAUUUUUGUCAUUCAUCUCUAGUGAAAUUUCCAUAAUCUUUGCUAAGUUUACUUCAGUUAACCGUACCGAACAAUGACAAUAGCAAACCCAAUUUCUGAUCAAUCAUAGUAACCCGGUUUUCCAGUAGACUGAGAUCUCCGUUUCAUAUACAGUACUUUGAGAAACGAACACAACACUCUUCCUCUCAUCAAUUACAAGCAACAGUCAGAACAAAUUAGGUAACUAGUAGAAGCGCACGAACAAUCGUUCUAUUUGGCACUUGAAACAAAAUAAUGAUCAAUACUAUGUCAUCACCAUUCGAUCGCCAUCGUUUACUAACUGCUGUCAGGCUAACCUACAAAGUAAAACAUAAUAUCUGAAAAUCAACAAACACAAAAUUUCUUGGAAGACACGAAAAGAAAGCAUUCAUCUUAGUUAUAGUUAGGCAAAUGACCUCUCCCUGUUCGAAAAGUAAAGCCCGAUUGAAAUAUGAACAAAAGCAUAAUAAUCACACUUAUAAUUGAUUCAAAGUUUAUAAUAUGUAUUUAUUACACAUACACUCAUACA
Messenger RNA from Aedes aegypti (yellow fever mosquito), 5124 nucleotides. It is a transcript of the gene Gprk1, whose product is annotated as G protein-coupled receptor kinase 1. Gene Ontology annotation, molecular function: G protein-coupled receptor kinase activity; G protein-coupled receptor binding; ATP binding. The coding region runs from base 919 to 3069 and encodes 716 amino acids. Gene Ontology annotation, biological process: G protein-coupled receptor signaling pathway; protein phosphorylation; regulation of signal transduction. Lineage: Eukaryota; Metazoa; Arthropoda; Insecta; Diptera; Culicidae. The transcript has 15 exons. The record is from RefSeq and is a predicted model, not a curated record.